AUGUCAGGAAGUGAUUUUCGUCUGCUUGAUGAUGACACUCAGUUCAUGGACAAGUAUCCUAAUGGGCUUUCUUUAGUUGAUUUGCUGCCAUUUUAUGACUCCAUCGCUAAAAAUGAACCGCUUAAAUUAGAAUGGGUUUGUCCAGGGAAGAUCGAUCCUAACGUUCAGAGGGAAACAACCAAAAUUCGUACCGAAACAAAUGAUAAUCCUGCCCCGAAGGUUUCAGAAUCCUUAACUAGUAUUGUAAAGCUAAAGGAGUUCGACUUUGAUGAGUCUCCAAACCAACCAUCUAUUCCUUCAGUUCCACUUGGUGCUGCUGCUCAAAAUGCAAACUUGCCACUUAGACGUCUAGCAGGCACUUCCAGACAUCCGCCUCGUCAACCGCGUGUAGCUAGUAUGGAUAAAAUAUUAAAUGACUUUUUCAAAACGCGCAAAGAGCCUUCUUCCCCUGCGGUUGUGACUGAAAUAUCCACUUCAUCUAUUGCUCCAAGUGCUUUACAUUGUAUUCCAUCGUCUGAAAUUUCCCAGGAUAAACAAGAAGCCCUUGUUGCUGAACUAGCUAAAGCUUCAGUGUCACCACAAGUUUAUAAUCAUCCAGAUAAUAUACCUUCAGAUUUCACACCACACGACAAUUCUAAUGUACGAAUUACCUCAAUUGAUCAGGAGAUUUCUGCUUCUGUUGUAAACAUUUGUGAUGAAAGAAUAAUGGAACGUCAUAAAUUAGAAGAUUAGUAAACACAAGAAAAUAGUAAGUAUACCAGUUUAAAACAUGUUUCAUAAAUAUUUAUUAUCAUCAUUAUUAAUUUAUUAUGUAGAGAACAAUACGUUUUGUUGAAAAGUCAGAUGUAAACAGAUCAACUUGUUCAACACUAUUCUGCAUAAACGUGUAUUGAACAUUGACAAUAUUAAAAGUCGAAGGUAAUAAACAAUUGAUAUAAAUACCAACCCACCUGAACAACGAUUGUUGUGUCAUGUACAUGAGUAUAUUGAAUGGAUAGACGAUAUACAUAUAUAUAUUGUUUGCAUAGGCGUGAAUUUGUAGGUAUUUGUCAUGAUGGAGA
Molecule: messenger RNA, 1061 nt
Organism: Schistosoma guineensis
Lineage: Eukaryota; Metazoa; Platyhelminthes; Trematoda; Strigeidida; Schistosomatidae
Source: the annotation of a GenBank genome assembly